Molecule: messenger RNA, 5893 nt
Organism: Oryzias melastigma (Indian medaka)
Lineage: Eukaryota; Metazoa; Chordata; Actinopteri; Beloniformes; Adrianichthyidae
Gene: lhfpl3
Product: LHFPL tetraspan subfamily member 3
Exons: 4
Coding region: 605-1294 (229 amino acids)
Biological process (GO): sensory perception of sound
Cellular component (GO): plasma membrane
Source: RefSeq, a predicted model, not a curated record
UAGACUGUAAUUCAGAAAUGUGUGUAUUCAAAAAUGCAUAAAGAGCGUGUAUAUUUAUUUAUGAACUUGUAUUUAUGCUGAUCGUAUCAGUCAUGCGCAAUGGAUUGACGAGCAGAGAAAUCAAAAGCUUUUUCGCCUCCGCAUUUGCCUUCAGAUCAAUGUGUCUGUUCGGGAUUUACGCGCGUUACCGGAAUAAUACGUCAGAAUGGGAUUAAGGGAUGUGAGUUGCCUGUGUAAUAUCCGCAACUAUCUUCCGACUCUAAUUCAAUAGGAUCUCCGCCGCGGCUGCUGCUGCUCCGUCGAGAGCAGACGGACCGUUUCAGCCUCAUCUCACGCGCGCGCGGCAGCUGGAGCCGUUUGAUCGCCUCCGACAGAAACACCGGGAGAAAUCGGGGCGGAGGAAGUCUCCUGCAGAGAGGAUUCCUCAAUACAUCUUCCCGUAUUGAUGAAGGAGGAACGCGCAAAGAGGAGUCGAGGAUGCGAGCGCGCAUUGAAGACGCAUCCAUAUAAAUCAGGAGAAUUAGGAAGUUCUGAUGAAGACCUGAUGAGGAAGAGGUUUGAUUGAGUGCGAAUCUUAAGUCUCUCACCUGACAUAGACCGGAGGAUGGUCCCCGGGGCCCCCAGCGCGACCACCACCAUGCUCCCUGCCUCAGAAGCUGCCAAAAUCUACCAAACCAACUACGUGCGUAAUUCCAGAGCCAUCGGCGUCCUCUGGGCGAUCUUCACCAUCCUCUUCGCCAUCGUCAACGUGGUGUGCUUCAUCCAGCCGUACUGGAUCGGGGACGGCGCGGACACGCCGCAGGCGGGCUACUUCGGGCUGUUCCACUACUGCAUCGGGAACGGGCUGUCCCGGGACCUGACCUGUCAGGGCAGCUUCACGGAGUUCAGCAGCAUCCCCUCCGGAGCCUUCAAAGCCGCCUCCUUCUUCAUCUGCAUGUCCAUGGCGCUGGUCAUCACCUGCAUCGCCUGCUUCGCGCUCUUCUUCUUCUGCAGCACCGGAACCGUCUACAAGAUCUGCGGAUGGAUGCAGCUGGCUGCAGGCACCUGUCUGAUUCUGGGCUGCAUGAUCUACCCUGACGGUUGGGACAGCGACGAAGUGAAGCGGAUGUGCGGUGAACAGACGGACAAAUACACGCUGGGCGCUUGCUCCGUGCGCUGGGCUUACAUCCUGGCCAUCAUGGGCAUCAUGGACGCCCUCAUCCUCUCCUUCCUGGCCUUUGUUCUGGGGAACCGUCAGGAUAGUCUGAUGUCUGAGGAGCUCUUAGCAGACAAGACUGGAAAUAAUGCAAUAUAAUUCUGGAAAAUCAAGAACAGGGUUGAUUUGAGGAUUCUGCUUCUAUCGUCUGGUGGCUUAAAUGAGCCAAAGUGUUGGGAAUCAUCAGAUCCGUGCAGAAGAUGCUCUGGAAAAGUGUUGGGAGGCUCUCUUUCUGUAAAAUAGUUCCCAUUUUCAGCGGCGGCGUGGCUCAUUUCUGCAGGAACAGUCAUCUCAAAAAGAAUAAACCUGCCUGUCCUUUCACUGCAUCUUCGGGUGCUGGAGCGCCAAUUCACCUGAAGAGACUUAAAUCGUCUUCUGGACUCUGAUCAGACUUAAGUGGCAUCAACCCAAUGACGUAAUCAGAUUUGGACGGACGCGGAGAACUUUAAAGAAAUUUCCUCACAUUUACGGAAACUCUGGCGUUUGCACAGACGUGAGGACUGAGGAAAUUCACAAGCGAUUUUCUGAUGACGUCUUUGAUUAAAUGAAAUCUAAUUUAUGUACACUAUUAGGUUGUUGUUUGCAGACGUGUUCAUUUUGUCUUGACCUUGUACUGUGAAAUAUCAGCCUAAUGGUCCAGUAUUAGUAUGUGCAUAGAUAGAUAGUGGUCUGAUAGUACUGUAAAGACUUAGGAAGGUGUCACAUGUGAACAAAUUAACUGAGUUUCUUUUAAGUUUCAGUCUGGUGUUUGGGUUUAUGCAGACUUGCAUAAACCGAAAAUCUUUUUUACGUUAAUUUUUUAACAUGAGCUGAAAUGACUCUGCCCCCAAAAGGAAAAAAUAUAUAUAUAAAUAAAUGUUUCCAGAAACUAUUUCACUUAAAAUGCACCGAUCAUCAUUUUUUGUAUGUAUUGGUCAUCAUGAUUGUUAACAAUAUUGAUAUAUUGUUUGUGUUGUUUAAAAAAAAAAAACAUGAAUUUGCCUUGGUUGUUUGAGAACUUUUGUGUGUUUACAUGUUUCAGUUCAUGCAGCUACAAACCUAAAAAAACGAACUAAACACUGUUCAUGACACUCAGACCCUUUCAAAAUAAAGGAGCGUCAAAUGAGAGUUCAUUUAACAAAUGUUGAUUUAAAUGCUUGUUUUAUUUACUAUUAUUUUUGGCUUCCUGGCAAUCAAAGUAGCUUAACAUUAAAUUUCCUGCACAGUUAUCAUAAAUACAGUGAUAAAUCAGAAGGCUUUGGUUCAUGUGAAGUUUUACUUGACAGCAAAUGGAACUCAUUUAUGCUACAAGCCCUCUAGUGGUUAUUUAGUGAACUGACCUGGCUACAGAUCAUUUUUAAAUCUGACAUCCAGCCUUAUUUCAACUAAUUUAUGGUAGAUGUUUGAUAACGAUGUAGAGCCACUAUGUAGAGACUCCUCCCACCUGGCAUUCCAAACAGGAAGUAGCCAAAAUCACAUGGAUUUCUAAUGAAAAAUAAAGAGCUAUAACUCCUAUUAGUCAGAAUUCUUGAUCUGCUAAAUGUUUUUGAUACUCUUUUAUUUAUUAAAGAUUUUUUUCCUUUAUUGCAAAUUAUAAAUUGGCCAAUCAGAUUCCUCAAUAAAAGUCGGUGGUCUUAAGUUGAACAUUUGAAACAUUUGAUUGACAGAUGUGAUCUUACAAUAGACUUACUCCUAAUCGGCAAGAAUGGUUUAAAUAGAAACGAUUGAGACUAAUGUGGACCAUUGACUGUACACAAGAACUGGAGUAUGAUGUCACCCAUAGGAAUAGUUUAGUUCCAGCUCUAACGAAAUUAAGUCAAUUCAAUCAACUUUUCUUUCCCGAUACGGCCAUGUUGGAGCCAAAAGCCAUUAGUAAGCAGUGAUUGGUUUGAGCCUGAAUUGACGUUUCUAUGGCAACCACUCUCACCAAUCAAGAGAUAGCUGGUUGCAAGUCCACACCCCUACUAAAACUAAAAACAUAAUUUUUUCGUUUGAAAUAACAUUUUUAAGUGUCACUCUAGGUCACACACUGGCAAAAUUCAAACUACACUUUGGAUCAGGACAAACGGCAACAUCAACAAAAAACUGACAUUCAAGUGUUCCAUUUUAUGGUAAACAACUUCAAUUUAAGUUUUUCCUGUCCACUGAAAAAAUGUAAACAUAAGCAAAGAUAAAUCUCAAAAUCCAGAGUUUAAAUUGAAAAGACAAACCUACCAUAUAGGUUUAGUAGUUGUAGACAGUUUAUAUUUGAUAUAAAUCAUAAUAAUUAUUAUUAUUAUAUGCAUAUGAAAAAGCAGUUUACUUUGUUUUUCUAAAUGAUUCAUGUGUGACCAUUACACAAAACAUUUAAAUUAAUUUAAUGGUCAUUUGAUAAAAUACACAUCUGUUAGAAAUGUAUUAAUCGGUUUUCUGAGGCGUAAAUUCCAAGUUGUGUGUGUGGAGGGCGCACGCGCGCGCUAAACCGAGAUCCCGCGCACCACUGUUUGACAAACUUAAACGACAAAUGCUAAAGGACUAUCUCACAGCACGAAUUUAAGACGUAAAUAUCACAAAGUAGGACUUAGGAUAACUUAUCCCCCCUAAAAUAAUUCAUUAAAUGCUUUUAAAAAUGUUAAAGACUCCCUUAAAAAGCAAAAAAAAAAAAAAAAAAAAAAAAACUUGCUAGCUAGCUAACGAUAGCAUCGUUAGCUUAGCCGUGGAGCACAAUGUUUUACAUCUAGAUGAUCGCAUUAUCUAUCACCCCCGUAAUUAUUUUAAAACACAUGGAAAAAAAAACAUGGGCAGAAGACAAUAACGUCAACAUUAAACUUGAGUUAUAGUUCUUUUGUUACUUACUAUUCCAGUGUAGAGCCGACUGUCUCCUGCAGUUGAUGUCUUCGGUUUAAGAACUCUUAAUAGUAGGACCUUAAGUGUAAGGUGUUCUGUGAGUGCCUGAUUAAAAUAUUUAAAAAUAUGUAUUCCAUUUUAUUGUUUAGCUUAAGUUACAAAUAUACACUUUGUGUGUCAGAAGUGUCGUUGGGUGUCGCUUCAAAUAAAAUUAUUACUAUUAGAAGAUCCAUAUGUAAUAGUAAAAUAACCAAUAAUAUUUUGGCUUCUUGGCAGGGACUUCCUGUUUGGAAUACAAGGUGAGAGUGUCAUAGAAAUAAAGAUUCUUCUUCUUCUCUCUGUCCUGUUCUCAUAUACAGUCAAUGAUUCAAACCAAUUAUUACUUACCGACAUCAUAUGGCUCCAACAUNAAAAAAAAAAAAAAAAAAAUGGUGAGUGAAUUUUGUUGGAGCUGGAAGCAAAUUGCUUUCUAUGCGUGACGUCACACUCAGUCCAGUUCUGAUAUACAGUCUAUAAAGCUGAAGACUUGGUUACAGUCGGCUAUGAUGGAUCGCCACUGGUAAAAAAUAUAUAUAUUUGUCUAGAAAAAAACUUCACUUUUUCUUUUCAACAUUCUUCUCCAAAAGUUACCACUUGCCCACUCUAGUUCUUGUUGUAGCAUCCAGGAACGAACCUCUUCAUGCGUUUUAAACUUGUGUGGCAUUAAAGGCACAUUUAUCAGCUUUCAAACGUGUACUUUGAAGUUUUUAUACUAUUGUUAAAGUAAUAAGCUAUUAAAGCAGCAUAUAAAACCUUCCUAAGAAAUUGUGAGGUCAUUUCAAAUCUUUUUUUUGUAAUAAAUGUGCAUUUCUUUUAUAAUAGUGAUGCUACCCCUAAAAUGUCACCCAUAAAGUUUAAAAAUGGAGCUCUGAAGGAUUUAUCAAUUAUCAUUUUUUCUCCCAACUCGUUUUCAAAGAAAUUCAUUAGAUUUCUUCCAAAAAAUAUGAAAUCUUUUUAAAAACCUGCACAUUUUGCUCAUUUCCUAAAGCUUCUAUCAAAGGUUUUCCACACAGACAAACGUCAAGACAAAUAGUUUAAAACUGUCAAUACAGUGAUUUAUUAUAAUGAACCAUGAAAAUAGCCAACCAGUGCAGUGUCUGUGAGUUUCUCCCCUCCACACAAACAUACACUCACACACACAAAUAAUAAAAAAACAAGGUUAAAUUGUCAAUAAAGGAAAAAAAAAAUAAAAUAAAAAUAAUGCUACAGUCACAGAAACAUUCAGCUUUGCCAAGAAAAAAAACGAUCAUAUUUACAUCUAUAUUUCAAAAUGGGAUGGGAGCGAAUUUUACAAGCAUAGAAAAGAAAAGAAGCCAAUAUUUACAUCCUGUUUCUGGUGAAAGCUGAAGUAACCACCUAUACAUUAAAUUACACUUUCUACAAAUAACCAUUGAUAUUCAAAAAUAAACCGCUAACGUCCUACUUGUAGGUGAGACCCAUCUGCCUACCACAGAAGACUACAAGCACGAAAAACCUCGCACGCGUGACUCCUCUAAGCUGCCAAACGCACCGGAACGCACUCUCAUUCACGCACAGACACACAAGUGCAGCCUCCUGCGGCAGACGCAGUCUCCUCCCAAUCCUGAAUCUGCAGCGGUGAACAGAUUAUUUGUUGUUAGACAGAAGAAUAAAAAAAAUAAUUGCUUUUUUUUUUCUCUAUACAAAAAAGCUUUUCUCUUUGUUAUAAUGACCCAAUAGAUUAAAACGAAUGGAGUACAGAGCUGACGACGGGGGGAGAACAGAGGGGAGGGAGGCUGGAAUGUCCACUGAUAUCCAAAGUGCAGGAGCUCGCGCACGCCGGGUUUCUGGCGGCGGGGCGGAGCUCUCCUCCCCGGGAGCAGGAGGAAGUCGUAA